UAAUCGCACAAGGCAGCUGUUGGCUGACGUCAGUUACAUAUUCUGACAAUAGCUGAAUUUUAUAAACAUUGUGAAAAAAGUCGUUUUAAUUGUAAAAGAUUAUUGGUUACACUUGAAUCCCUUUACAAAAAAAAAAAAUUAUCAAAAAUGGGUGAUGAUAUUCUAGCUACGUUUAAAAUACUUAUUAUUGGUGAGAGUGGUGUAGGAAAGUCAAGUUUAAUGCUCCGGUUCGUGGAGGAUAAUUUUGAUGCUGACCAGUCCAUAACAAUAGGUGUAGACUUCAAAACAAAGAUAGUUAACAUAGAUGGAGUGAAUGUUAAAUUGGCCAUUUGGGAUACAGCUGGUCAGGAGAGAUUUCGCACAUUAACACCCAGUUACUACAGAGACGCCCAAGGAGCAAUUCUUGUGUACGAUGUAACAAAGAAAAAUACCUUCCAGAAAUUGGAUUUGUGGCUCAAUGAGCUGGAAAUCUAUGGUACUCGUCCCAGUAUGGCCAAGAUGGUUGUGGGCAAUAAAAUAGAUCAACCAAAUCGAGAAAUGAGUCGGGAUGAUGGAUUUAAAUUUGCCAAGAAGCACAGGACCCUCUUUGUGGAGACAUCAGCAAAAACGAGUGAGGGAGUAAAAUCAGCAUUUGAGGAAGUGGUUCGCAAAAUUAUGGAGACGGAUGGACUGUGGGACAGAAAUCCGAGGAGUGAUACGGUAAAUCUGAGAGAAGAAGAUAGAUCACAGUCAUUUUGUUCGAGCUUCUGUUCAUUGCUGUAAGUGUCGUGCUCAGGAAGUACAUGGAAAAUUUGUGACGAGGAGAGUGUUGACACUUUUCCCGUGAAAGGAAAAAGCAUUAAUAUUUCAGCGCUUAUAUAUCACAAAAGUUGGUGUAAUUUUUCAAGGGAAACAUCUUCAUUUAUUUUAUCUCCGUUUUUACAUUAUUUAUGCAAUUAACAUGAGAUUCAUUUAUAUAGUAUGGUUAUAGUCACAAAGGCAAGGGAGUCAACAAGAUGUACACAUAUACCUGCAUAAUUAAUUCAAUAAUAUUAAUUACGGUGUCUCCAGUGUGUAUAAUACUCUGCACAAAAGCUCCUUCAUUGGAUAAGAACCACCCGGGGAAAGGAUAAAAGAUAAUGAGAGUAAUUGAUGUGAAUCCCUAUAACCAUAGUAUAGAAUCUCAUUUGAAAACUACCACUAGAAAAAAAGGAUCUAAAAAAAUAUCAAUAAAUUCUGUAAAUAAAUUUUAUAUUUGGAAUGUAA
Messenger RNA from Phlebotomus papatasi, 1245 nucleotides. RefSeq names its product ras-related protein Rab-18-B (gene Rab18). Gene Ontology annotation, molecular function: GTP binding; GTPase activity. The record is from RefSeq and is a predicted model, not a curated record. The transcript has 4 exons. The coding region runs from base 148 to 762 and encodes 204 amino acids. NCBI's taxonomy places the organism in Eukaryota, Metazoa, Arthropoda, Insecta, Diptera, Psychodidae.